Messenger RNA from Callorhinchus milii (elephant shark), 1682 nucleotides. RefSeq names its product methyltransferase 22, Kin17 lysine (gene mettl22). Gene Ontology annotation, cellular component: nucleus. The coding region runs from base 56 to 1252 and encodes 398 amino acids. The record is from RefSeq and is a predicted model, not a curated record. Gene Ontology annotation, molecular function: protein methyltransferase activity. Gene Ontology annotation, biological process: protein methylation. The transcript has 10 exons. Lineage: Eukaryota; Metazoa; Chordata; Chondrichthyes; Chimaeriformes; Callorhinchidae.
AGGUGCUGAUCUGCUGUUUUCCCACUGCCAUGCUGGCUGAGGCAGAGAGAAUUUUAUGGAUUCCAUCAUUUUCACGAGUGACACAGUACUUUCUGACGUUCAUUUGUUCACACCAAACUGUAGACACCUGAUGGUGAGACUGAAUGCGGUAGGACAACCAGUUUUCCUGUCAAAGUUCAAAUUUAUACUGGAUGUAAAUGGAUGUGACAAGGAUGGUUCGGAACACUUGAAAGAAGAAAAACACGUACUUGCUGAAAUAGAAGAUGCUUUUACCUGCCAGACCGGUUGCAGCACUGAAGUGGUUCACGAGAGGAAAGAUGAAGGAGAGGAAAAAGAAACUCCACAAAUUGAACGUUUGCUCGACGAGGAUGGAGAUCUAGACCUUGCUAGAAGACCGCCACCUACGCACAUUCUCAGCUCUCGCGGACAAAAUACACGCAGAGAUAAAGUGCAUCCCACAAUCCUGAGUAAAGGAGAGGAGGAUGUCUACGAAGAGAAUGAGGAGUGCAGUAGUAGCUGCAAUGAGAUCAAAAUAGAACACACUAUGGCCACUUCACUAGAGGAUGCUGGAAAGCAGGUAUGGCGUGGAGCUUUUCUUCUUGCUGAUUACGUUUUGCAUAACAGUUACUUAUUCAGAAACUGCACAGUGCUGGAGUUGGGAGCAGGCACAGGAAUGACGAGUAUUGUCAUGGCAACCGUUGCUAAGUCUGUUUAUUGUACAGAUGUAGGAGAUGAUCUGCUGAACAUGUGUGAACAGAAUAUCAAUGCAAACAAGCAUAUUUAUGGGCCGACAGGAAGUCAUAUUAAAGUGCGAGAACUAGACUGGUUGAGAGAUGAAUUGUGCACAGACACUCAAUGUCCAUAUUCUUGGUCUGAAGAAGAAAUAUCUGAGCUCUAUGAUCGUACAGAUUUUCUGAUGGCUGCUGAUGUUUUCUAUGAUGAUGACUUGACAGAUGCACUUUUUCGGACACUCUAUAGGAUUGUUAGCAACUUGAGAAAUCCAAGUACCAUGUAUUUCUCUGUAGAGAAACGACUAAACUUCACCCUGAGAAGGAUGGACAUAACUUGUGAAGCUUACGAUCACUUUCGAUUGUGCAUGGCUGAUUUGGAAAACAUCUGCGAUGGCAAAACUAAAUUCACUGUGGAACCUGUCAAACUAACAUUUCCACAGUUCCUUCUUUAUGAACGCGUGGAACAAUUGGAACUUUGGAAAGUCACUGUCGAGCCCGUUUUUAGCACCAAGCAAAACUAAAAUUGGGAAUUCGAUGAACCUGUGCAGUGGUGAUAUAUAUUGCUGCUUAAUUUAAUACUUAAAAGUACAUGAAAUAUUAAAUAAGCUGUAACUACUGUCUGUGUUACAUGUCUUAAUUCUAUAUUGGUAAUUCUAUCCCCAGGUAAAAAUAUUGUAUUUUAAUUUUCUCCCCCAAAAAGUAAUCCAACUGGUACUGCGAAAUAUACCACUCAAGUGAGAAAUUUAUAUUUCGUCAAAAUUAAUUUUGGAAGUGGCAAACUUUAACAUAACCAACGUGCUCCAAAAGACCAGAGACAAGAGUUACAACUUCAUGCUGAGCAUUUUAUUUAUUGUAAUCGAGAGUUUAUUUUAAUAGAAUUGAAGUGCGCAAAUAUAUUUUGUGAAUGCAGUGCCGUUCUACUUUGCCAAUAAAGAUGUUUUUAUAUGGCAA